Messenger RNA from Williopsis jadinii, 1130 nucleotides. It is a transcript of the gene COX11, whose product is annotated as Cox11p. Bases 22 to 885 code for a protein of 287 amino acids. Gene Ontology annotation, cellular component: mitochondrial inner membrane. Lineage: Eukaryota; Fungi; Ascomycota; Saccharomycetes; Phaffomycetales; Wickerhamomycetaceae. Gene Ontology annotation, molecular function: copper ion binding. The transcript has a single exon. The record is from RefSeq and is a predicted model, not a curated record.
GCCAAACUAUAGAAUUCACAGAUGUUUUCAAUAAAGAGAUACCUUGUACGGAGCCAUUCGAUAGUGUCAAUAGCAUCACUUGGGCCUUCAAAAUUGGCCAGAGCUGGUUUUGCGACGUACAAGCCACUAUGGCAACAGAUUCAGUCGAGCGGAAAUAAGACCACUGCGAAUCCUCUGGAUAAGCUGACACGUGAGGAGAUUGCUCAGCUGAGGGAUAUGAAGCGUGAAAAGGAACAACAAUUUAAGAACCGUACGACGAUCAACUAUGCCGUUAGUGUUUUCUUCAUGUUUAUUGGGUUAUCUUACGCUGCUGUGAUUCUGUACAGAACGUUGUGUGCUCGUACGGGCUUUGGUGGUCGCCCAGUGACGGACAAGCGUAAAUUUACUGAUGAUAAGUUGGUUCCAGUGGAUAUGGAUAAGCGUAUCCGUGUUGGAUUCACCUCAGAAGUUUCGGAUAUCUUGCCAUGGAAGUUUGUUCCACAGCAGAGAGAAGUGCACGUUCUUCCUGGUGAGACUGCGCUUGCUUUCUUCAAGGCCAAGAACAAGAGCGAUCGGGACAUUGUAGGCAUGGCUACCUAUUCCAUCACACCAGGUGAAGCAAGUCCUUAUUUCAACAAGAUCCAGUGUUUCUGUUUUGAAGAGCAGAGAUUGGCUGCAGGCGAAGAGGUUGACAUGCCAGUGUUCUUCUUCAUCGACCCUGAUUUUGCCAACGACCCUAGAAUGAGAAACAUCGAAGACAUCGUGCUACAUUAUGCCUUCUUCAAAGCUCACUACCAGGACAACGGUAUAUUGAAACCUGUUGAUGCAUCCAAGGACAUUGAAAUGACUCCAGUCAGCGUGGAGAUCGUGGGUAAUAACAAGGCACCUGCAACUUCACCGGCAUGAAGCCAUUUCCUCUACGCUGUCGUGUAAAUACAAACGUUUAGGUGUGCAUGAAUAUACUUUUGUAAAUAGAGCAAGCCAUCUCUACGUAGCUGCCGUUGUUUUGGUUGUCUGGAACCCACACUCUUCAAGCGUGAUUGUUGGACUCAUACUGACCGCAUCUGUCUGGCCAGGGCCUGAGCCAAAGCUCGUGUUGAGUUUCAAGCCUUCAACAAGCGUUCUUCUUCGAGGAAUGUUGAAAUCUGGCG